UUUCCCUGCUUCUCUCUCUUCACUCUCUUUCCCGUCCUCUUCCCUCUUUCCCUCCCUUCCUCUCUCCAUCCGGCCUCUGUCGGCCUCUGGUAGAGGUCACCAUGUGGGCCAACUACAUUGUCCAGCCAGAGGAGGAUGGCCGUAUGGGGGUGGUAGGAGCUGGGGCCCAUGGGGGCCUGGCCGGCCUGGCAGGGGUGAAGGGAGGGGGGCGUGCUACGAGGCGGACCCCUAGGAUGAGUGACAGCCAGGAGGGGAAGAUCAAGCUGGCGUUCUUUGUGGCCAUUGUGGGUGUGACCCUGACAGUGCUGGGGGUGGGAACAGAGUUCUGGGUGGAGCUGGCCACGCCCAAGACCUGGAGUAACAACCAGACGUGUCAGACAGCCCACUACGGCCUGUGGAAGGGGUGUACCCGCACCCUGUGGGUGGACGACAUCGACCCCGAGAGAGAGAGCUGUGGCCCCGCCGAUCUGCCCGGAGAAUCCAACUGCACAUACUUCAAAUUCUUCACCAAUGGACACAACGCAGUCAUAUUUAAGAAGACAACCCACAAGAACCUGAACAUAGCGGCUGCUAUCCUAGCAAUGAUAGCUCUGUCUAUGAUGGUGAUGGGAGCAAUCUGUAUCACCAUGUCCCUCAGUAAAGGAGUGCCCUUCUUCCUCAAGCCCGCCUCCUUCUGCUUCAUCCUAUCAGGUCUACUGGUCCUGCUGUCUAUACUGGUGUUUCACCAGUCAGUGUUGGCCCUGUUGUCAUCUGACCACUCCAUACCGCUCCACCACGAGCUCUCCUGGUCCGUGACCUGUGUGGGCUUCGCUGGGGCCAUCCUCAUCAUGGGGGGGAUCCUUUUCCUGUUCCUCUCCCUCCCUUAUAGCUCCUGGGAGAAAUGUCUGCCUCAAUGCAACAGCAGCACUACCUAGCACAAUGGAGGCCCAAAAGAGGCCAAAAGCACAUAACUGGUGGAAAAAUGUUUCGUUUUAUAUCAGGAUUGUAAUCAAACUCCAGUCCUCGAGGGAUUUAGUUGCUGGCUUUAGUUGUCAGGUAUAAAUCAGACACUGAUCAGAACAACUACAACCAGUAGACACUGAUGCCACCCAGGAGUUGAGUUGGAGACCCCUGUUUAUAUUGUCAGUUAUAUUGUGAAACUAGACUGAAAGACUGACUAACUUGUAGGUCGACACAGUGUUUACUUAAUGCAAUAACAAUGAUGCUCACUAACUGUGCCUUGAUCUCUACAAGCCUGCCCUAAAGCCUGCGACCUCACCAGAAAACACUAUGUAGACCACAACUUCCCCACCUUUGGCAUCAUGACCAACCUAUAGCUUUUAGACGUUUCUGACAACCUACCAAAGAACAAGCAAUGUUUCUAAGCAGUUCCCGGUCUUUACCAGGGGGGUAAUGCUGGGUUAAACAAAACCAAAGCAGGCUUUGAUGUCUUAACUUGUCCAUUGACUGCUUACAGGGUAAGGAAACCAAUAUGUCAUUUAGUUAUUGAACUAGUUCUUUAAACACAACUUCAACCACACUGUAGUUGUAGAUAAAGACCCAGCAGUGGGGUGCAGCAUCCUGUCUGUACUAUGAACUAUGUACUAACCAUUACUUAUUGAUAGUGUUACUUAGCCAAUUAAAUCACAUGGGGGAGGGGGGGGGGGAGUUGCUAUGGGUAGGUCACUACCGUUGCUAAGGGAGGAGAUACUUUAUUGUUUCCAGGAAGUGGCACAGCCAUCCCUGCUACAUGAAACGCCUUGCAGGUUGUCACUAUUAAUCUAUUAUGAAUGAUUAUGACGCCUUACACUUAAUAACUAGAAAUAAUAUAUUCUCUAUUUAUUAUCUACACAUUGUCCACAUGAAUGAAUGCUGUUUUUAAGUAAGAAUGUGUGAAUGAUUUAAUAUAUGUAUGGAAGUAUUGUAUAGCCUCACUUUACAAGCACAGCUCUGUAUAUAAAAUAUGUGUUUAUAUUUUAUUUAUACCUGCACACUGUAGCUUAGGGAGGUGUUUUUAGUUUUUAGCUUAUUCAAACCCUUUUUUCAUCAUGUUUUAUUUGUCAUAAUAAAACCCACCUUGUCUUUCUCUACCUACAUGUUUGUUUGGGGAAAUGCACAUUGUGCCUAAAUGGUCCUAUGAUCAUAUGCAUGUCUCACUGGGUUUGCUUAUGAAAUAAAUAGACUUGACAU
Messenger RNA from Oncorhynchus masou masou (cherry salmon), 2169 nucleotides. RefSeq names its product voltage-dependent calcium channel gamma-6 subunit-like. The transcript has 4 exons. Gene Ontology annotation, molecular function: voltage-gated calcium channel activity; calcium channel regulator activity. NCBI's taxonomy places the organism in Eukaryota, Metazoa, Chordata, Actinopteri, Salmoniformes, Salmonidae. Gene Ontology annotation, cellular component: L-type voltage-gated calcium channel complex; membrane. Gene Ontology annotation, biological process: regulation of calcium ion transmembrane transport via high voltage-gated calcium channel; calcium ion transmembrane transport. Bases 102 to 914 code for a protein of 270 amino acids. The record is from RefSeq and is a predicted model, not a curated record.